CGACGCGCGCCAAACGCACGCGCAAGUUUAAACGUCGAACGCGACGCGCGACGUCCCGCUGUUAAGAUCACGUGGUAAUCAAUGUACUGCAGUGUUACGUGAUAAAAACAGUUGUUUUGAAUGGACCGUUUUCAGGUUUCAAUAAAAUUUUGCUUUUCAUUAAUGUAAAUUGUAUUGGAGAACAAAAUGAAGUUUUUGACACUAAUCUUAUGUGUUACUACAAGUAUGGUAGCAUCUAUCAGAGUUUCAUCUAAUGGCAACAGUCCAGAGAUUAAAAUGAUUGGAGGUAUGAUGGUAGAUAUUAAAAAAAAAUUUGUUCCUGUUGUGCCUAUAUCAAGAGAAAUAGCUACUAAUACUAAUUAUAAUAAAAGUCGAAGAUUGAAUGACAAUUCGACAAAGCUAUCUAUAAAUGAACGAUAUAGAAGAUUAAUACCAUACAUGACAUUUUACUACGCAAACGAUUUAGUAACAUCCACGCCUGAAACAUAUAACGAUAAAGACAUUGAAGUUGAAAAAGCAGAAAUUAUUGAAGCUACAACUGUGGGCCUUCCUCCAAAUGAUCGUCAGCCAAAGAAGAUUAUAUUUUCUUCUCAUAGAAAUAUUCCAAGAUAUCAAGGAAAUAGAUUAACACAAUAUAAUAUAGCCUCUGCAAAUCCUACAAAAAAUUUCUAUGAUGAAAUUGUUCCUAUAAAUCAAAAUACAGUUAGAGUAUUUCCAAAUUACAAUCCUUUUCUAUCAAGACGUCCAAAUACAUCAAAUAAUGAACACAAUUAUGAAAGUAUAGUGCGAAAACAGGUAAUUAAAGCGCCAAGUACUCCCUUUAUACCUCGUAAUAGGGCACCUUAUAUAAAUUUCUAUAACAACGAAGAGUCUCCAAAUAUAAGAUACUAUUUAAAUGAAAAGGAGCACACUCCUAGAUAUAAAUUAGUUCCUUAUGAGCAAACUCCACCUGUUACAGUUGUAUCCCCAAACGAAAAUUAUUAUAAUGGUUUCAAAAAACCUAUUCCUACGUUAGGUAUUAGAGAGCAAGUUUAUAUCAAACCAAAACCGAUCCAAUCGGAGCUUUAUUAUGAUAACGUUAAUAUUCAGCAAACGACUGCUAGAAAACAACCUUCACCGACAAUUUCAGAAAAUUAUUACGAAAAACGUCGUCCAAAUCCUAUGCUAGUUAAACCAAUCAUUGAAAAUGGUUUCAAACCUAUUACGAUUUCUCCAAUAGUUACUACAGAAGUUCCACGUUAUACGUCAAUACCAUCAGAAACACUUUUACCAUAUUUUGAAAGUACGAAAGAAUCAACUACGCCGGAACCAGUCGUGACUUCAACUACAAGUCCUGAUUUAUCAAAUUAUUAUCAGUAUAUGGUAGAAGAGGCUAAAUUUAAGCCACCAGCGGAACACGUAUCCUAUAAGCCCAUACUAGAACAACCAAUUUUCAAACAUGUACAAUAUCCGUCUUCUAAUGCGGUAACAUUAGGAGAUCUUAUAAAUUCAUUACAACUGAAUAAAUCUAUUCCGAAACCAAUAACAAGAGAAAAUGUAGGGGCGUCAAUACGAACAUUACUACAAAUCUUGAAUGCCUUAAGAGCGGUACCGAUAGAAAACGAUGUCGACUCAUCAGUUUUAAGUACACCGCAACCAAUCACGACCACAGAACAUGAAGCUACUGAGAAACCUUUAAUAGAAGUAACACCAAAGCCGACAUCUGAGGAAGAAGGUUAUCACGAAGAAGAAUAUUUAGCUCCUGUCAAAACACCAUCUCAAUAUUUAGAUGAAGUUCCAAUAAGUGGAGGUACUAGUCAGCAGUUUCCUCUGCCAAUCACAUCCGAUGACGAAGGCGGUACUCCAGGACGACCUGGGGUCGAUUAUCCUAUUCUGACGACAAUACCUCAUACCAGCUUCAAUUGUAAGACUCAACGUUAUAAGGGAUUCUUUGCGGAUACUGAAACGAGAUGUCAGGUAUGGCACUAUUGCGACCUGAAUGGUGGCCAAGCUUCAUUCCUGUGUCCGAAUGGAACAAUAUUCUCUCAGGCUGCGCUAACAUGUGACUGGUGGUUCAAUGUUCGAUGUUCUUCUACGGCACAGCUGUAUGUCCUUAAUGAGAGCCUUUACAAAUUUAUCCUGCCCCAUUCGCCUAAAUUCCCUGAAGACUACAGUGGACCUUUGGUCGAUAAAUAUUUGAGUCUGAAAUUCAAGGAGAUGGAAGAGCAGUUUAAAAAAAACAAGAAAAAACAGACCGCGUCAAAUAAGAUGGAUGCUGAUGAUUCAACAGAGUCCAACGACUCCAGUGAGAAGGAGGCGGGAAGCACAGCAACUGAACAAACUGGAGCAAGCGGAACAAGCGAUUUGAGCGCACCUAGUGUUAUUGUAGAAUCUCCUGGCAUGAGCGGUAAUGUGGAAAGAUUAACGGACUGAUCCAAGUUUCAAACUUUAUAAAUGUAGUCAUUCUAUUUAAUGAUAAAAUUAAUAGGUUACCUUUAAAUAAAAUAUCGAUAAGGGACAUAUUACACUACCAAAUAGCAUAUAAUCUAAAUCAAUUUACUAGGCCAGCAAUGAUGAGCAGCAUUAUAAAAUUUAGAAUGCGAUUCAAUAUUUUUUGCUUUUGCUUUAAUCUUUACUUUUUUAGUCAUAAAUACAGAGUAGAAAUGAAGAGUUGUCCCACAAGGAUAUUUCUAUUCAAUAUUUAUAAAACACUGUAAAAUUUUAUAAUGAUAUUAAUCAUUAGCAUCAUAAAUUGACUUAGACAUGAUCCUAAUUACUGGACAGUGUAAUAUGCCCUUACGAUAUCAAAUAGGUCCAAUAUGCUGUGAUAACAUGGAGUUCAUUUUCAAUGGAUACGUAGAUGGUUGCUAGGUGGUAUGCGUGAGUUGUGAACGUAUAAAAUGGCGUGAUUGAUCGUUUAAGGAACGCCUGAAGGUCGAAUUAUAAUUUUUAAUUUUGCCAUUUUAAUAAUCUAUUUUAAAGUUGUGUUCUCGUGUGAAUGAUACUUUUUUAAGGAAUUAAACUUGCCAUAGAUUGCCAUGUUUAAUUCGAUUAACUUAAUAAUAUGUUUAGACGUAAGGUGCAAAUACACAAUAUCUGUAUUUGUAAUAGGUACCUAAUUUUAAUUUUGGUUUGUCAGAAUGUAUUUAUUUGACAAUUGACAUUAUUUAAAGUGUAAUACUCAUAGUAAUUAAUUUGGAGCCUGUAAAUUAUUACCUUGACAAUAUUUUGCUGUUAAAUAUAAAUGUAAAAUAUUCUU
This is a messenger RNA of Galleria mellonella (greater wax moth), 3238 nucleotides long. RefSeq lists its product as uncharacterized. The coding region runs from base 187 to 2412 and encodes 741 amino acids. Lineage: Eukaryota; Metazoa; Arthropoda; Insecta; Lepidoptera; Pyralidae. The transcript is spliced from 5 exons. Gene Ontology annotation, molecular function: chitin binding. Gene Ontology annotation, cellular component: extracellular region. The record is from RefSeq and is a predicted model, not a curated record.